This is a messenger RNA of Macrobrachium nipponense, 1566 nucleotides long. RefSeq names its product fibrinogen-like protein 1. NCBI's taxonomy places the organism in Eukaryota, Metazoa, Arthropoda, Malacostraca, Decapoda, Palaemonidae. The transcript has 6 exons. Bases 61 to 1308 code for a protein of 415 amino acids. The record is from RefSeq and is a predicted model, not a curated record.
UGGGCGCAAGACAGUCUCAGCUUCGGCGCGGGCGGCGGCCGCAGUUCUUGUCUAGCCAGCAUGAAUCUCAGCUGCAGCUACCUGGCGCUCUCGCUGCUUCUGCUCGUCGCCCAGAGCCCCGGGGGAACUCUCGGGUCACCGAGCCCCUUGACGUACACCAUCCGCGAGACGGAAGAGAGGGUCCGUCUCGGUCUGAAAAGCGAACCGCGAUUCUUCGACGACGAGGACGAAACGAACCCUGAGGAAGGGUCCGGCGGCGGGGACGUCGAUCUGUCUGACCAGCUGGUCGGACACAUCCGUUCCAGCCUCUCCGGUCUGUACAGUCUGACGGGUGACCUGAACAAGGUGCUGGAAAACAGAACCGGCGACUUCAGCGGCAAGGUGCUGCCCGCCCUCGACGAUUUCCAGGAUCAGAUAGAGAACGCCACCAGGAACACGGCCGUCAACCUCCAGUGUCAGUUCAUGAAGCGCAUCCAGGAGAGCUUGCAAAUCUUGAACAGGAUUUUCGCUCUCACCCCUGAGCAGAUCGAGGACAUCAAGGUCCAACUGGGAAACUUUUCGUUCAUACAGCCCACGCUGACCGAAAACGCUACAGAUUCAAAUACUACGAUAACGACGAUUAAGGAUAACGCGCCCAGGGAUUGCGCCGAUGCUUUCUACAAAGGAUACUUUACCACUGGAGUUACUAAAAUAAGACCUGAUCGCCAUGAGCGAACUGGGAAGAAUGUUUGGUGUAACCAGGACCAUGAUGGCGGAGGAUGGACCGUCAUCCUUCGUCGCAUGCCCUCAACGGCGCAACUGGACUUCCGAAGGAACUGGGAAUCAUACGAAGAUGGUUUUGGUGACGCUUACGGGGAAUACUGGAUUGGCUUAAAGACUCUUCACUUACUGACGAAACGUCAGCCAUACAAACUUCGGAUCGAGAUGGCGUCGCAAGAGGACUGGGCAUUCGCUCAGUACGACACGUUCAGGGUUGCCCCCUCCUGGAAGAAAUACCGCCUACGGGUAGAAGACUACGAUGAAUCGAGCACAGCAGGCGACGCCAUGGAUUACCACAACGGUAAAAAAUUCACUACCUAUGACGACGACAAUGACGGAGCCUCAGGAGGAAACUGCGCCAAUUGGUCGGGAGGUGGCGGAUGGUGGUACGACUUCUGCUACUUCGCCAACCCAACCGCCCUUUACUCCCUGCCGAACAACACCGAGGAAUCCGACCAGUACAUGGAGUGGCGAAAGUGGAAAGGACACUACAACUACCUCUCGCAUUUCACCAUGUCGAUCAGACCUCACGAGGUGACGACAAUUUAGUGAUUUCAAAUGCUUACAAGUAGUCCUCUUGGUUUUCCUGUUAGGGUGCUAGUUAGUUGGCCGCCAAUAACAUCUGUCGGGCGAUCAUUUUUUGUUAAUGUUGACAAGAUAUUGUAAGAUGCUUUGUAGAAUCUGAUUUUGUACUACACUGAUAAUGAGUGGUGCAUUUGUCUGUUAUUUUUAUGAGAAAUAUUUUGAUGUACUUGAAGCUGUUGCCAGUAGAAAUAAACCAGCCCAUUGACGGGAUAAUUGAUACAA